Molecule: messenger RNA, 5194 nt
Organism: Malaclemys terrapin pileata
Lineage: Eukaryota; Metazoa; Chordata; Testudines; Emydidae
Gene: SEPTIN3
Product: septin 3
Exons: 10
Coding region: 256-1308 (350 amino acids)
Biological process (GO): cytoskeleton-dependent cytokinesis
Cellular component (GO): septin ring; cell division site; neuron projection
Molecular function (GO): GTP binding; molecular adaptor activity; GTPase activity
Source: RefSeq, a predicted model, not a curated record
GAGUGGGGGAGAUUUUGCAGGGAUGUUUAAUAUUCAGGUCACAUGAUAUGACCAUGGCAGCGGCAGCAGCAGCAGCAUCCCUGCUUAUCUGAAACAUCUAGUGGAGGAGAGAAAAAAAGAGAGAGAAGGAGAAAGUGAGAAAGAAAAGCAGAACCUCUGAGACAGCCACACUGCACCGGUGUCAGGAGAGAAAAGUGCGUGUGUGGGGGGGGGAAGCCACCGCUCGGGAGCAUAUUCAGAGACAAAGAAAGAUUCAUGUUCAAAGGGUCAGCAGACAACAAGAUUGAGGCAGCUAUGUCUGAGCUGGUGCCGGAGCCCCGGCAAAAACCAGCAGUGCCAAUGAAACCUGUUGGCAUUAACUCCAACCUGCUGGGCUACAUUGGGAUCGACACCAUCAUUGAGCAGAUGCGCAAGAAGACCAUGAAGACAGGCUUUGACUUCAACAUCAUGGUUGUAGGUCAAAGCGGGCUGGGGAAAUCAACACUGGUGAACACCCUCUUCAAAUCCCAAGUUAGCCGCAAGUCUUCAGGCUGGAACCGUGAGGAGAAGAUCCCUAAGACAGUGGAGAUCAAGGCCAUUGGGCAUGUCAUUGAAGAAGGUGGUGUCAAGAUGAAACUGACAGUAAUUGACACCCCAGGGUUUGGUGACCAGAUCAACAAUGAGAAUUGCUGGGAGCCCAUUGAGAAAUACAUCAAUGAGCAAUAUGAAAAAUUCCUGAAAGAGGAAGUGAAUAUUGCAAGGAAAAAACGAAUCCCAGACACGAGAGUCCACUGCUGCCUCUACUUCAUCUCCCCCACGGGUCACUCCUUGCGACCCCUGGACCUAGAGUUCAUGAAACAUCUCAGCAAAGUAGUAAACAUCAUCCCUGUUAUUGCCAAGGCAGACACCAUGACCCUGGAAGAGAAGACUGAGUUCAAACAAAGGGUGCGCAAAGAACUGGAGGUGAAUGGGAUCGAGUUUUACCCCCAGAAAGAGUUUGAUGAGGACCUGGAGGAUAAAACAGAGAAUGACAAAAUCAGGCAGGAAAGCAUGCCGUUUGCAGUGGUGGGCAGCGACAAGGAAUACCAAGUAAAUGGCAAAAGAAUCCUGGGCAGGAAAACUCCCUGGGGCGUCAUUGAAGUGGAAAACCUCAAUCACUGUGAAUUUGCCCUACUUCGAGACUUUGUCAUCAGGACCCACCUCCAAGACCUAAAAGAAGUGACGCACAACAUCCACUAUGAGACCUACAGGGCCAAGCGGCUGAAUGACAACGGGGGGCUCCCCCCGGUGACCGCCGAGACAGAGGAGAACCACGAAAGUAAUCUGUGAAUCACUCCUCCCACUGUCUGGAUAUUACAACCCGUCCCAGCUACCCUUGACUUUACUGUAGGCCUGUCUUCAAAGCAUGUGGCACAUCCUGUGUGUGUGUGUGUAUGGGAGAAGGAGCAGGGGCAUACCUUUCUCCUUCCUAGAAUGUCGUCAUUCUUGUUUUUUGCACAGCAGGCUGUUUGUUGUCUUCCCCUCUCUCGUGUUCUGUGGUUCAGUUGCGUGACUUGGUUGUGGGAAGUAGUGGAGGGAAUGCUGGGAGAUUUGAUUUCUGGCAUUUGGGGUGUUUGGAGAGGAUGACUUGGUUCUGUGUUUGCACAUUUGAAAAGCAUAGAAAGACUCCAAGGACAGACAGAUUGAUCAAUGAGCACAGUGCCUUCCGAAUGGUGGUGGCAUCGGAGAACCUCUUCCUGCAUGUGAGUGGAGUUCCCUGGUGUAGAUGGGGAAGGUAGGUGGUUGAUUAGGGGGAGUGAUAGGUGGCUAUGGCAUAUCCCCUUUUCUCACUGAGGCCUGUUAAAAAAGGGAAGGGGGCGGGGUUAGUGGUAAUUUGUGUCUGGGAGAAGAGAGAUUAUCAUAUUUUCCAGUCCAUGUUCUAACUGGAAGAUGGGUGGUGGUGGGAAGUGAGCACAAAUUAGAUCUUGGACCUUAGGGUUUCAUUGUAAGAUCUAGAAGGUGUUGUUUUACCUUCCCAUCACAGGUGUCUGGGAGGGGAGAGACAACAAAAAAACAGGAACACUAAUUGAGGGACAAAUCCUGAGGUCUUCACUGAGGGCCAAAUAGUGGCAUUUAGCCACUGCUCUGGAAUUGGCAGGGUGUCUCCCUACCCCAGCAGGCAGGGGGCCUGGGUAGGCUGCCCCAUCUUCUAGGAUACUUCAGCUUGCUGCCCCCAGUGUGCUCAGCCCACUUUGCAAGCCAAUGCAAAGGGUGAGGAGAACAGGCCCAGGCAUAGCUCUAUUGCUUCCCUUCCUGUGGGGCAACAUACACCUGCUGGGACACAGCAGAGGGGCAGGCCCUGCACUCCUGCAAUUGACACACAGGGUAGGCUCCUUAUGUAGUCACCCAUGCAAGGGCCACCCAUAAUCUGGCCCCGGGGAGUUUACUUAGGCAGAACUCCCAACUAAGCAAAUGGGCCAAGCUCUUAGUCCUCACUCAGUUUUUACCCAGUAUUUACUUGGACAAACUUGUCUCUGAAGCCAUGGGAGAUGUGCCUAAGUAAAAAAAAUGAAUGAGGGCCUUGGAAUGUGCCCUAGAGUUAAUCGCUUGAAACGAAGCCAAUACCAGUAAGCAUGAGUUGCACGUACUAAUGUGAACAUGAGACCAUCCCUUCUUCUUUCCUUAGCACAAAGAGCUGGGUUCACUGGAACUAGCUCAUGGACAAACGGGGCAGAAUUUUGGCUGGCCUGCUGGUCUUGGGUCAAGUGAUCCCCUCUACACCCACCAGUUCUCGGCACACUCUCACUAGUUAGUUAUUGAGGACGUCAGAGGAUGUAUAGAGGGGGAGAAAUAUGUGCUAAGGGAGGGUGAAUGAGAAGGGAAAAGGGACGUUGACAGCAGAGAGGAAAUCAUCUUUCCCAGGACUGGAGUGAGUUUCCACACAAGAAUACCUCCUAAUUCUGUUGGGAAACAUCAUGGGAUCCCUUUAUCUGCUGUAUAGGAUUCUGCGUUUAGGGAAGGAAGAGAGAAAAAUACACAUGACCCUUGCCCCCCCCGGCCAGGGCCACUCACUUUUGACAUAGUGCUGGAGGAUACCAGUCCUUGAGCAAGUGAGAACUGUGGAUAUCUUGUGAGGUUCCUCGCAGAUUUUCCACACUGGGAACCUUUCCAUUGGCUUACCCUGGGGCCCGAGCCUCUACUGUGCUUUUAGAUCCUUUGGGAUGAAAUGUGGGCAUUAUAGAGAUGUAAAGUUCAUAUCUUAUUUAAUUGCUCGAUGAAGAAAUGCUUUUUAAUCCCCUGGAUUUCUUGCACUAGGGAUCCCUUUCCCCUUCCCAGUCACAGCUAUAUCAUUCUCCAGCUGCCAAACAAACAUGGUCAGUCUCUGCACAGCUUCCAGAUGUGAAUCGCGACUGCUUUAUCAGUUUCCCCCUCUGAUCUUCCAGGAGACGGCCUGGUAUUUGAUUAAGGGACUUGUCUCUCUCUCAGCACUGAGCCUGAGCCCUAGAUUAGGGGUAGAUGUAGUCACUGAAUGGUUAUAUCAGUUUUCUUAAUACUAAGGCCUCUAUUUUGUAUUUUACCUGUGGAGAAACAGCAUUGCAUAAGAACAUAAGAAUGGCCCUACUGUGUCAGACCAAAGGUCCAUCUAGCCCAGUAUCCUGUCUUCCGACAGCGGCCACUGCCAGGUGCCCCAGAGGGAAUGAACAGUGAUCCAUCUCCUGUCGCUCAUUCCCAGCUUCUGGCAAACAGGCUAGGGACACCAUCCCUGCCCAUCCUGGCUAAUAGCCAUUGAUGGACCUAUCCUCCAUGAAUUUAUCUUAUUCUUUAUUUAACCAUGUUAUGGUCUUGCACAUCACAAUAUCCUCUGGCAAGGAGUUCCACAGUUGACUGCGUUGUGUGAAGAAAUACUUCUUUUAUUUGUUUUAAACCUGCUGCCUAUUAAUUUCAUUUGGUGACCCCUAGUUCUUGUGUUAUGAGAAGUAGUAAACAACACUUCCUUAUCUACUUUCUCUACACCAGUCGUGAUUUUAUAGACCUCAAUCAUAUCUCCCCUUAGCCAUCUCUUUUGCAAGCUGAAAAGUCCCAGUCUUAUUAAUCUCUCCUCAUACGGAAGCCGUUCCAUACCCCUAAUCAUUUUUGUUGCCCUUUUCUGAAUCUUUUCCAGUUUCAAUAUAUCUUUUUUGAGAUGGGUCGACCACAUCUGCACACAGUAUUCAAGAUGUGGGCAUAUCAUGGAUUUAUAUAGAGGCAACAUGAUAUUUUCUGUCCUAUUAUCUAUUCCUUUCUUAAUUAUUCCCAGCAUUCUGUUCGCUUUUUUGACUGCCACUGCACAUUGAGUGGAUGUUUUCAGAGAACUAUCCACAAUGACUCCAAAAUCUCUUUCUUGAGUGGUAACAGCUCAUUUUAUAUGAAUAGUUGGGAUUGUGCUUUUCAAUGUGCAUUACUUUGCAUUUAUCAACAUUAAAUUUCAUCUGCCAUUUUGUUGCCCAGUCACCCAGUUUUGAGAGAGCCUUUUGUAGCUCUUUGCAGUCUGCCUGGGUCUUAACUAUCUUUAGUAAUUUUGUAUCAUCUGCAAAUUUUGCCACCUCACUGUUUACCCCUUUUUCCAGAUCAUUUAUGAAUAUGUUGAAUAGGACUGAUCCCAGAACAGACCCCUGGGGGACACCACUAUUUACCUCUCUCCAUUCUGAAAACUGACCAUUUAUACCUACCCUUUGUUUCCUAUCUUUUAACCAGUUACCAAUCUAUGAGAGCACCUUCCCUCUUAUCCUGUGGCAGUUUACUCUGGUAAGAGCCUUUGAUGAGGGACCUUAUCAAAGGCUUUCUGAAAAUCUAAGUACACUAUAUCCACUGUAUCCUCUUGGGCCACAUGCUUGUUGACCCCCUCAAAGAAUUCUAGUAGAUUCAUGAGGCAUGAUUUCCCUUUUCUAAAACCAUGUUGACUCUACCUCAACAAAUUAUGUUCAUCUAUAUGUCCGACAAUAUUGUUCUUUAUUAUAGUUUCAACCAGUUUGCCCGGUACUGAAGUCAGGCUUACAGGCCUGUAAUUGCCAGGAUCACCUCUGGAGCCCUUUUUAAAAAUUGGCAUCACAUUAGCUAUCCUCCAGUCAUCUGUUACAGAAGCUGAUUUAAAUGAUAGGUUACAGACUACAGUUAAGUAUCAGAGGGGUAGCCGUGUUAGUCUGGAUCUGUAAAAGCAGCAAAGAGUCCUGUGGCACCUUAUAGACUAACAGACGUA